Messenger RNA from Paramecium tetraurelia, 1333 nucleotides. RefSeq lists its product as uncharacterized. The transcript is spliced from 5 exons. The record is from RefSeq and is a predicted model, not a curated record. Lineage: Eukaryota; Ciliophora; Oligohymenophorea; Peniculida; Parameciidae.
AUGAUUGCAUAUCGAAAUGGAAUUUAUUAGGGAACCUUGCAAAAUGGGAUUAAGGAAGGAAUAGGAAUAUUUUGGUGGCCUACAGGAUCUAUUUAUAUUGGUGAAUGGUACAAGGAUAUGAUUCAUGGAGAGGGGAUUAUAUUGAUCAAUGACAAUAUCAUAAGAGCUUAAUUCAAGAAUAACAAAUUUCAUGGUUUAUGUGUUAAUUAUACUUAGAGUGAAUUUUAUAGAUUUGAAUAUGGAUAAUUGAAUGGAAAAUGUUUGAAGGGAUAAACAGUUUCUCAAUAUCGCAGAGGAGACUUGAUUCAAAUCGAUACAAAUUUAGAAUCUGUUGAUGUUUUGUUAGAUGAAUUCUAAAAUAGGUUAUUGGAUUUAGAGGAAAUCUUGGAUAGGAAUCAAUGUACUUCAAUAGGAAUCACAGAGACAUUCCUUGGGAGAAUGAAAAGAGGAAAACAGUUGGGAUUGGGUAUAGAGAAUAUGUUUACAACUGAAAAAAGGAUAGGAAUUUUUCAUGAUUAAAGUCUAACAAACAUCGGUUAGAUUUGGAUGAAUGGAGAUAUUUAUACUGGGGGUUUCAAAGAGAAUAAAUACGAUGGUUUAGGUUGUUUUUUCAUUAGUGGUGAAAUGAAGAUGAUUUAAGGAAUAUUUCAAAAUGGAAAGUGUGUGGAAAUAAAAAAGAAAUAAAAUGGAGAUAUCGAAGCCUAUAAAAUAUUGGCCGAAUAAACAUUCUAAGCCCUACAAUCCACUACAAUCCAGCAAAGAGUGCCUAUACCUUAUUUGCAAUAAUGUUAAUUUGAGGUCUCCAACACUUGGACUUAGAAUAGUAUUUCAUAGAUACCCUAAUCUAUCCAAGAGAAGGAUGAAAAGGACCAAACCUUUUUGGAAGUAGAAUUGGAUAUCCAGAAAGAAAUCGAGAAAAUCUAAAAUGAUUAAUAAACCAUAGAAGCUAAAAAGUUAUUGUAUGAUGUUGUCAACAAAUACUAGGAUAAUGAUUACUAGUUACAGUUACACCCAUUAGAAGUCGAUUAGCUUUAAACAUUUAGGAACAAUCCUUCAGUGUUGGAGAUAGAAAAUAUACAAGGGGAACAUCAGAAGAGUAAAUUUGUGUCUUCGCAUUCCCAACAAACUGAAUACUUUCAUGUUAAUGAUUCGAAGUAGCCAUCGGGACAUAGUUGCAAGAGAUUACCAUUGCAAACACUCAAGAAUUAAAAUAAUGAAAGCUCAGAAACUAAAUAAUCAAUAAGAGUUACUACGAUAAGUGCUAGAUCAGAACCAUAUUCCUAAGUACUAAGUUCUAGAAAAACCCCAUAUUUAUAAUGAUUUUACUUAACCC